AUGCUCCACCGCAUCCCUCACUCCAUCCGCCUCCUCCGCCCCUCGCGCCCCUUCUCCUCCUCCUCCAUCCCCCGUGUCCCGCUCUUUAUCGAUGGCAAAUUCGUCCAGUCGACAACCGACAAGUGGAUCGACCUCCUCAAUCCCGCCACGAACGAAGUGCUGUGUCAAGUCCCAGAAGCGACCCAGGACGAGAUGUACGAGGCGACUCAAGCAGCUGCUCGUGCUUACAAGACGUGGAAAGAAGUGGGAGUCCAGCACCGUCAACGGGUCAUGCUCAAGCUGCAGCACUUGAUUCGGGCCCAUACGGACGAACUGGCCCUUGCUAUUACGCAGGAACAAGGCAAGACGCUCGCUGAUGCGCGUGGAGACGUGUUUCGAGGCUUGGAAGUCGUAGAACACACGUGUGGAGCCGCGACACUCAUGAUGGGCGAGACGGCCGAGAAUUUAGCUACGUCGCUCGACACGUACUCGUACAAACAGCCACUCGGUGUCUGUGCAGGCAUCUGUCCCUUUAACUUUCCAGCGAUGAUCCCGUUGUGGAUGUUCCCAACGGGUACCGUGACUGGCAACACGUACGUGCUCAAGCCAUCGGAGAAAGAUCCUGGAGCGACGAUGAUUCUCGCUCGUCUGGCUCAAGAAGCGGGACUUCCAGACGGCGUGCUGAAUGUUAUCCACGGAGCUCAUGACACGGUCAAGUUCAUUUGUGACGCACCGGAGAUCAAGGCCAUUUCCUUCGUGGGUGGCAACCAAGCAGGCGAGUUCAUUCACUCGCGUGGCUGUGCCAAUGGCAAACGUGUGCAAGCCAAUUUAGGCGCCAAGAACCAUGCUGUCAUCAUGCCUGAUUGUGACAAGGAACAGGCCAUUGGCGCUCUUGCUGGUGCUGCUUUCGGAGCUGCUGGUCAGCGGUGCAUGGCAUUGUCGGUUGUGGUCUUUGUCGGCAAGUCGAAGGAGUGGGUCCACGAUAUCGUGGAGAAGGCCAAGGAGAUGAAAGUCAAUGGCGGCAUGGAACCCGACACGGAUGUGGGUCCUCUCAUCACAGUAGCAGCGAAAGAGCGUGCAGAGCGUCUCAUUCAAGAAGGUGUGGACAAUGGCGCCGACCUGCUUCUUGAUGGACGCAACGUCAAGGUCCCCAAGUACCCCAAUGGAAACUUUGUUGGUCCUACCGUGCUCAACAACGUCCGUGCUGACAAUCCGGCGUACGUGGAGGAGAUCUUUGCUCCUGUCCUGGUUUGCACGUCGGUCGAGACGCUGGAAGAAGCGAUUGAGAUCAUCAACCGCAACCCGUACGGCAACGGCACCUCGAUCUUCACGUCAUCUGGUGCAGCUGCUCGCAAGUUCCAGCACGAAGUCGACGUCGGUCAAGUCGGCAUCAACGUGCCCAUCCCCGUUCCUCUGCCCAUGUUCUCCUUCACGGGCUCCCGCGCCUCAAUUCGCGGCGACUUGAACUUCUACGGCAAAGCUGGCAUCAACUUCUACACGCAGAUCAAGACGGUGACGUCGCUGUGGGACUACAACGAGAAGACUCGCUACAGCGCUGUCAUGCCGACACUCGGUCAGAAAUAG
This is a messenger RNA of Peronospora matthiolae, 1563 nucleotides long. The record is from the annotation of a GenBank genome assembly. Lineage: Eukaryota; Oomycota; Peronosporomycetes; Peronosporales; Peronosporaceae.